Molecule: messenger RNA, 3578 nt
Organism: Colossoma macropomum (tambaqui)
Lineage: Eukaryota; Metazoa; Chordata; Actinopteri; Characiformes; Serrasalmidae
Product: neurexophilin-2
Exons: 3
Coding region: 1-1344 (447 amino acids)
Molecular function (GO): signaling receptor binding
Source: RefSeq, a predicted model, not a curated record
AUGAGGGAGAAGUGGAACUUCAGGAACCGUGAGGAAGAAGAGGAACUUCAGCAACCCACCCGCGGAGACCGCGCGCCCCCGCUGACACCGGGAGUUUGCCGCGCGCCUCCAGCACUCACACCGGACAAGAAGGUUGGAGAAGAAGCGAGUGGAGAUUGCGCGCGCGCGCCUGCCAGCCAUGGGCUCGCGACUUGGCCGCUCGGGAUACGGGAUACAGUAACGGAAAAGGAUCGGAGGCGACGAGAGCGGCGGACGGUGAACGGAGACGGCGCGAGAGCGAGGGAGGAGAGCGCGCCGGCGAAAAUGCGCGCGGACCACGGCUUCAUUAUGCUGCUCCUCAACGGGACGGCGUGCCUGGUGAGCGCGAGAAGGGGCAAUGUGGGUUUUGAAUCUAAUUUAUGUCUCCUUGUUUCAUUUUUCAUUUAUUUUCUGCUCCCCCAUUCUUUCCAAUCUUGGUCUUUCUUUGUCAUUUUCUGCCUCCUCUUUCAUCAUUUCCAUCCAAUCCCAUGGUACCUCUCUCUCCCAUCCUAUCUGUGCCUGCAGUUUGCUCUGGGACAGGAAGAUCCCCACUCCUCCUCUUCCUCUUCUUUGAGUGCAAAGUCUUCAUCCCCUGCGGAUCCCCCCAAGACUCUGGGUGUGCUGGGUGGUCAGGGGUCCCUCUCACCCCUUAGUCGCUGGGUGCUGCACAGCCGGGGACGGGCAGCCAACGCGUCGGCACUGGAGCUACCCUACCGCUCACCCGUACCCUUCUCCAAACAGGAGUUCUGGGAAAUGCUGGGCAGUGACCUGCUCAAGCAAGACCCGAACGUUGAUGCCGAUCCCUUGGGAAACUCGCGGGUCAAACGCCGGCCCAUCGUCAAGACAGGCAAAUUCAAGAAGAUGUUCGGCUGGGGUGACUUCUACUCCAACAUCAAGACGGUGCGCCUCAACCUGCUCAUCACGGGCAAGAUUGUGGACCACGGAAACGGGACGUUCAGUGUCUACUUCCGUCACAACUCCACAGGCCAGGGCAACAUCUCUGUCAGCCUGGUGCCUCCUGUCAAGGCGGUGGAGUUUGACCUGGAACGCCAGAGCGUGGUCUACCCCAAGGACUCUAAGAUAUUCAACUGCCGGGUGGACUACGAAAAGGUGGACCGCAGCAAGCGCACCUCGCUGUGCAACUACGACCCGUCCAAGACCUGCUUCCAGGAGCAGACGCAGAGCCACGUCUCCUGGAUCUGCUCCAAGCCCUUCAAGGUCAUCUGCAUCUACAUCUCCUUCUACAGCACGGACUACCGGCUGGUGCAGAAAGUGUGCCCGGACUACAACUACCACAAUGAGAUGCCCUACCUGCCUUCUGGAUAGAGGAGGAAGGGGCCGGAAUAGAGGGGAAAGAAGAGGACAGGAUCUGUGAGGACAAAGUACAACCAGGGAUGGAGGGAUGAGGAGCAGGAAGUCAUCAGGAAGGAAAGGAAGGGUUGGGGUUAUAGAUGUUGUAGGUGUUGGUCUGUUUACAAUAUCAGAAGGGAGCACGUUCUAAAAGGGUAACAAAGUUCUCCUCAGAAUGUAAAGACUGAAGAGUUCCCUGCCCAACAUUGCAAGGAAUCUUACACCACUGACCUCUUUGGAAAAGGAUCCCUUUGCAAACUGAGCAUUUUUCCAUGGAUUGUGUUUGAUCAUCUGUAAUAUUACCAAGGUGAAUGUAAGGCAUUUUGCUCCUGUGAUAAAUGUCUUGAAGAACCUCUCUGAAAAACCUGACAAAUGUGACCUGCAAAAAUCUAUAUAUGCAAAUCGAGCUGUCUAGCACAGGUACGCAGGUGAGAAUAGAUACCAACAUGAGGCUGUGGUCACUGGCAACUCCCACCAGAAUGCUUUUAAGUAUCAUUGGCCCUACAGCAGGACGAGGUGACAUGCACAUGCUUGAGGUCAAAAAAAAAAAACAAGCAGGAAUUACCAUGUUGAUAUCCAUACACCUACUAUGCAGAAGCUGGGGGUGUUUGCGUUCACUUUUCUUGAGGGAAAAGAAGAGAAAAGAAACUCUUUGUGCAUAAUUCUGGUUAAACUCACCAACGCAUCCAACACAGAAACACAUGCCACUUUGACCUCCUGAUCUCCCAGAUUGUGAGGGUUAUCAAAAAAGGAAGAGAAAAAAGAGAGAAAGAAAGCAGGAAACACUUAAAAUCCUUGAUAAAGAUGGUGGAGAAUGCAAAUCGAGAAAGAGUGAAGAGGAAUGAGAAAGAUAUAGUGAGAGAAAGGAGACAAAAGGUAAGGGGGGUUCAGAGAGCUCUUUAAUUAAGGUAAAGCAGAGAGACAGAGAUGUUGAGUAUGAAUUGAACUGCUUGCUCUAUUGUUCUGUCCAUGCAAGAAGGGGAGAAAGAAAGAUUACAUUUUGUUGCCGUCAGGAUUCUUGAUUUCACGGUAUGAUAAAUUACCCGCUCAAUGCAAGAUUGCUCCGUCCUUCUCUGAGCAAGCCUUUUUUCCGCUACAGUCAGCCCCGUUAUCUCUGAUUAAAAAGAGAAAUAUUAUUACGAUAAUUAUGCAUAAUUUAAUCACACUUAAGACUUAAUUAAAGACUGAGCUAAAUGGAUUUGCCAGUGGUAGAUUCGGAGAUUCAUUUGGCCUGGGAGAUGUUUCUACAGGCCAAAUUACCACAUUAGACAAACAGCAGUCAAGUUGACCUUCCACAACUAUGCAAUUUAAUGAUGAUUACAGUUCAGUUAAGGAAAAACAGUUAUUAAAAUUGAAGUACAUGGGAAACUACAAGCUUUAGGUCUUUUUUAUAAAGACUUAAUCAGAAUGCUUUUAAGGGCAAGGCCGUGUCGAACUAGCCAGAGCUUUGAUAGUGGAUGAGGAAGUAAGAAAGGACAGCAACAUGAGGGAAAGGUAUAGAGAUAGUGGGAGGGUUCAUAAAGGUACACUGACAUGAAAAUACGAGCGAGACAAGAAAGGUACGGGGAUUGACGAUUGAGGAUUGGAGAACAGAAGAAGAAGCCAGUUAAACGGGGCGGACGAGGUAACGGCAUAAAAGCAAAGCGGAGGACAGAAAUUAGACGAUGAUGGAGGUACAGGCAAGCAGAUGAAAAAGAGAACCAGAGCAAAGCAGUGAAGAAAGAAGGAGAAAGGGGAAAAAAAAGAAUGAAAAACAAACUCAUGAUGCUAAAUGCGGUAACAUAAAAGCACAAUGUGGAACAUCAAAGCGUCUCGCUGUUUGAUUCACUGCAGGAGAGAGAGAGAGAGAGAGAGAGAGAGAGAGAGAGAGAGAGAGAGAGAGAGAGAGCAGCCUUUUUAUGAGCUCAUAACUAAAAACAUCCCUUGCCUGAAGUUAAAGCCAGCGUGGUGAAUCCGUCCCUGCAGGCCCGCACAUUAGCGCUGUUAUAAAGGCAGGUAUAUCCUGAAUGAUACGACUGUUUAUGCUCAGUCAUAAAGCCCCCUACUCUCUCCAUUUAUCUCCCUCUAAUCUUCAGCCUUCUGCGUUCUACGUAGGCUUGUUAGAAAAUGCUCAUGGAGACGUUUCCCAAAUCCUCUGUCUGAGUGGGUUGCGCUCGAAAGAACAUAACUCCACGUUUAAUCAGAUUUAAGGCCGUUUUCAGCAAUGCACA